Messenger RNA from Cetraspora pellucida, 270 nucleotides. The record is from the annotation of a GenBank genome assembly. NCBI's taxonomy places the organism in Eukaryota, Fungi, Glomeromycota, Glomeromycetes, Diversisporales, Gigasporaceae.
AUGAAAAAAAUCAAAACGAGUCAAGAAAACCUUAGCUACCUUUUAAAUGAACAUAUUAAAUAUUUAAGACGUUAUUUGAGGCACCUAGAACUUCGCGAACCUUCAAAAAAUUCAGUCUUAUGGAAUUUUGUUAAUAACGAAAUUGAAGUAACAAAACGCCAUAAAGAACAAGUUGACCAAUCCAAAAAAACAACUGAUUAUGAGAGAGAAAUAAGAAUGCCUAAUCGAGAAAUCAGCCGUCUUCAACGAACCAUCAAGGAACUUGAGAAA